This is a messenger RNA of Dromiciops gliroides (monito del monte), 1229 nucleotides long. RefSeq names its product short chain dehydrogenase/reductase family 9C member 7 (gene SDR9C7). The record is from RefSeq and is a predicted model, not a curated record. Gene Ontology annotation, molecular function: oxidoreductase activity. Lineage: Eukaryota; Metazoa; Chordata; Mammalia; Microbiotheria; Microbiotheriidae. Bases 1 to 945 code for a protein of 314 amino acids. The transcript has 4 exons.
AUGGGAGGCAUCUUGGAUAUCUCUUUCAUGUACCGAUGGUUUAAGAACUUUAACCUGGUCCCAAACCUUUCUGACAAAUAUGUAUUCAUCACUGGCUGUGACUCUGGCUUUGGGAGACUCCUGGCCCGGAAACUGGACAAGCGAGGGAUGCGGGUGCUGGCUACCUGCUUCACUGAGGAAGGAGCCCAGGAACUCCGAAGUACAACCUCCCACCGGCUUCAGAUCACCUUUUUGGACGUCACCAAGACAGAGAGCAUCAAAGCAGCCGCCCAGUGGGUGAAUGCCCAAGUGGGAGAUCGAGGGCUCUGGGGCCUAGUGAAUAAUGCUGGAGUUGGCCUUCCCAGUGGCCCCAAUGAGUGGCUGACCAAGGAGGACUUUGUAAAAGUGAUAAAUGUGAACCUGGUGGGAUUGAUUGAGGUGACCCUGAACAUGCUGCCAAUGGUCAAGAAGGCUCGUGGCAGAGUCAUCAACAUGUCCAGCAGCGGGGGCCGAGUGGCAGUCAUUGGCGGUGGUUACUGCGUCUCCAAGUUUGGUGUAGAGGCCUUCUCUGACAGCAUCAGGAGGGAGCUCUAUUAUUUUGGGGUGAAGGUCUGCAUCAUUGAGCCUGGAAACUACAGGACUGCCAUUUUGGGCACAGAGGACAUAGAACAACGCAUGCGACAGCUGUGGGAGCGGCUGCCCCAGGAGACAAGAGAUAGCUAUGGAGAGCAAUACUUCUACCUCUAUACCAAAAACUUAAAAAAUUUGACUAGACUGGCAGAACCGAAAAUCAGUGAAGUCACAGACUGUAUAGAGCAUGCCCUUACUUCUCGAAGUCCUCGGGUCCGCUAUAAUCCUGGCCUGGAUGCUAAACUCCUCUACAUUCCACUGGCCACCUUCCCUACACCACUGACGGACUUCAUUCUGAGUCGCUACCUCCCAAAGCCGGCAGACAGUGCCCUAUGAGACACUAAGAAGGGGUAUGGGGUCUGGUAAGGUGCAUGGGCGUCUCAGUGGAGCUGAGUGUGAGGAGCCAUUUUCUUCAUCCGAAACUUCCCUCCCCAGGAUUUUUCGUGCCCUUCACAAUGAGCUUCUCUCACCAAGCCACUGCUUAAUACAAACCCAGGGUAGUGUUCCCAGGUUCAGAAACCCCACCUUGAUUCUGGAAAACCACAAGAGUAUAAGAAUAAUAACCUACAUUUACAUAUGAUUUUCUUGGUUUACAAAGCACUUUCAGCACCAUAACCCCU